CACUGUUUUAGUUCCUUGCUUUCACAGGUAAAACAACACACCUGAGCUCUGAAGCAGGUAGAUACCAGAUGAAUGUGUUGCUCUUGACAGCUUUCGACAGGAAACCCUUUGUAUGAUAUUUUUAAAUAUAUAUAGGAAGGAAUGCUAAGCGACUGAUCUAGAUAUUUACCAGUCAGUUCGGCUGACACUACAGCUAAAGUGGAUUGGCGAAUUUUUAAGAAAUAUAUACAUCACACCAGGAUACUUUUAAAUUCAACAAAAAUGGACUCCUGGCGUUUUCUUUUUGUUGCCUUGGUUUUUAUUUUCGGUGUUCAUGGCGGCAAAACACAGAGUAGCACAGAGGACAAACUCACAUCAGCACAGGGCCAGUGUGUACAAACUUUCAGACCCGGUCGGGAAGACUUUGUUCUCGACACGGAAGAGGCGAUUGAGGAUGGGGCCGUUUUUUUAUCAAACCCGAGCGUCGCGAACAGGGACGCGUGCAUUGCUACGUGCUGCAGAGAUCCCAAAUGCAACUUGGCCCUCAUAGAAGACGGACACGAGAAGGGAUCCAACAGCAGCUGCUUUCUCUUCAACUGCUUAUAUAAGCAAAAAUAUGUCUGUCGAUUUAUUCAGAAGAAGGGGUUCACAAAUUAUUUACUGGAUUCUGUCUAUGAGCAUUACUUGAACGGCCGCAAAAGUGAUGAAAAGGACAAUCCGCCCGUUGCCAAUGCUGGAGGGGAUGUGGUGGUCCAGCCUAAUGAGGAGGUAUUGCUGAAUGGCAUUGAGAGUUGGGAUGAUAGGAACAUCAUCAGCUACAAAUGGAGUCUCAUCAGUGGAAAUGAAUCUGUCCAUAUAGAGAAAACUGAUCUGCCGGACCAGGUGAAGGUGUCCAGGUUGGUACCUGGGGUGUAUAAGUUCAAACUGACAGUGACCGAUUCAGGACACCAUUCUGAUUCUGCCGAAGUCACUGUCUUGGUUCUCACUUCUGAGCAAUCUGAGCGUCAUUGUUUGGCCCCUAAAUGGGUGGGACCCUGCCGAGGUUCUUUUCCUCGUUGGCAUUACAAUGCUGCAUCCAGCAAGUGUGAGGAGUUCAUCUAUGGAGGGUGUAAAGAGAAUAACAACAACUAUCUCUCUGAACAGGAGUGUUUGAAUGCCUGUAAAAACACGACAGUAAUACCUGGAGAUAUUAGAAAGCUGGCCAAGGAAGUCUGUACUUUGUGUGGAGAAGACAAAUUCAAAUGCUCUAACGGCUGCUGUGUGAAGAAAGAGCUUGAGUGUGAUAACCAGAAGCAAUGCACCGAUGGUUCUGAUGAGGAGAACUGUGAACAAUUGAAUAAUGGCCUGACUCGACUUCUAAGGAUUGAGGUGAAUAAAAAAGCACACUGCACAGAUCCACCUGUUGUGGGCCCAUGUCGAGCCAGAUUUACUCGCUGGUAUUAUGACCCUCUUAACAAAAAGUGCCAUAGCUUCACCUAUGGUGGCUGUGAUGGCAAUAAGAACAACUUUGAGACAUCAGACAAGUGCAUGGACAACUGCUCAGGUGUCUCAGAAAAUGAUGUGUUUGCCACAGGAUUGUUUGUAAGGGAAGAACGGGAAGAACUAGGAGAAAGCCAGUCAGCUUCUGUUGCCCUAGCUGUGGUUUUGGUUGUCGCAAUCUUGGCCGUUCUGGCUGUGUUGGGUUACUUCUUCCUCAAGAACAAGAGAAAAAGCCAUCAGCCUGUGGCCACCAGCAGUCCUCCAGUGGUGUACAGUGAUGAUGACCAACUGGUCUACAACAGCACUACCGCCAAAGCUUGACAUUAUCUUUAACUCCAUAAACUUUUAACAUCUUUUCUGCCAUAUGGUCUGCCCUUCAGACUGCUGCUGACCUCAGUGUAGAAUAGGCAGUAUGAAUAACUAAGCAACUCAGUUAAGAGUUCCUGACCUUUAUGUAAUGCCAUUUUAAAUGUUUGGUCACUGAACCAGGUCUUUUAUCUCAGGUCUUAAUGAUCAAGGUGUUUAAUGUGGAUUUUUAAAAUUAGUGUAUUAUAUUACGUUGAUCAGACCUGUGUUUGUGGCUCCUUAUAGAUGGUCUUCUACCAUCUGAGAGUUUUACAUUCUCGCAAUCGACAAGCACUUAACAAAAUAAUAUUGUAACUUUCUUUUUGUUUCCCGUAUCAUUUAUCAUUCUGAUUAUUUCUGAGGGGAAUUGAAAUGUCUUGACUUACCUCUAGAGGCUAUUUUAAUAUUUCUGUUACAUUUUGAAGUACAUGUGUUUUUAUGGUGUGACAAUUUAUUGUUUAUAUGUGGAGUGUAAGAUUGUUUGUAUUAUUAACCCUAUAAAUCCUUAGUUCUUAUUGCACUAAAUUUAAAUAUUUGCCAGAUUUUUGCUGUUUUUGUUUUUUUUUUAUUAUUAAAGAGAACCUAAUAUGAGUGAUAUUCCAGUUGUUGAGGACUGGGAUGAAACAGGCUUAACCACUGGGGAGAAGAAACAAAACCUAAACAAACAAACCUACAUUUGAUGGUUUGUGUUUCUCAAUAUGGGUCAAGAGUGUCAAAUAAUGACUACUGUCUAAAAUGUUUAUUGUGGGUGGAUGUGUUUCUUUAAGAUAUGCAUCUGAUUAUUUCUGGUUUUCUUCUGUUUAUGUAUUUUAAACAGUGUAAGUGCUAUUUGGUGAAUAAGGACAUGAUUCAGGAGCUCUGAUUUUGAAUAAAAGAGUUUAAAAUUAAA
Molecule: messenger RNA, 2692 nt
Organism: Cyprinus carpio (common carp)
Lineage: Eukaryota; Metazoa; Chordata; Actinopteri; Cypriniformes; Cyprinidae
Gene: spint1b
Product: serine peptidase inhibitor, Kunitz type 1 b
Exons: 11
Coding region: 262-1779 (505 amino acids)
Molecular function (GO): protein binding; serine-type endopeptidase inhibitor activity
Source: RefSeq, a predicted model, not a curated record